Messenger RNA from Hyposmocoma kahamanoa, 1612 nucleotides. It is a transcript of the gene NimB, whose product is annotated as von Willebrand factor D and EGF domain-containing protein-like. Lineage: Eukaryota; Metazoa; Arthropoda; Insecta; Lepidoptera; Cosmopterigidae. The transcript is spliced from 9 exons. Bases 133 to 1551 code for a protein of 472 amino acids. The record is from RefSeq and is a predicted model, not a curated record.
GAACCCGGAUAUAAUUUUAACUGAUUCGCAAUAAUAAGACUAAAUAGCGAGAAAUAGAAUAUGGAACCUCAGUGCGAUAUAGUCGGUCCCGCGGUGAACAACUUCUACCAUCAACAUAGUUAAGCACCAAUCAUGAUGCGUGUUCUAAUCUGCGUUGCGCUUAUUGCAUGCGCAUACGCAUACGACUAUGACGACGACGUGCAGCAAGUGCAGCAAUCCUCUCUGUCCUUGAAAGGAGGUCACGGAGACUUCGAGUAUCUCUCUAGCGCCAACCUUGAAUACAUCUUAGGAAAUAGAACUCAAAAAAGCCAUUUCGGAAACUCUACUCACGGUUUCAGACAAAACAUGACACUUGUACAAAAUCAAGCGAAAUUGGAAAUUGGAGUCUGCUAUAUUGAAGUGCCAACUGCAACUUUAGUACGGGAUGGCAAAGCACAAGCUGGGAAUGGGUCUCAACCACAUCUCAGCCGCAUCAGAUCCUGCUGCAGAGGCUACAUCAGGAAUAUCCAUAACUUCUAUAAAUGCGAUCCAGUUUGCACUCAGGAGUGCGUUAACGCCUUGUGCACCGCUCCGGAUACUUGCACCUGCUUCCCUGAUCACGUAAAAAAUCUGGCUGGUUUCUGUACUCCUACGUGUCCGAUUGGCUGCCAAAACGGACAGUGUUCUGGAGGAGAAUGUCUGUGUAAACAGGGAUAUAAACUAGAUUUGCAAAGUGGACGAUUCUGCAUACCAGCUUGUCAGGAAAAUUGUGGAGGCAUUGGAAAUUGUACCGCCCCGAACACGUGCGACUGCAAAACGGGUUACAAGUCCUCACCAGAAGGAUCUUGCAAACCGGUGUGUGACCGUUGCACGAACGGAGACUGCGUGGCGCCUGGAGAAUGUCGCUGCCAUCAAGGCUUUGCAAAAGAUCAACAAGGAAUUUGCACUCCUCGAUGUGAAUUCGGUUACCAUAGUACUCCAAAUGGCUGCAAACCGAUAUGCAACUCCUGCACUAACGGCGAAUGCGUCGGGCCCAAUGAAUGCCGUUGUAACCAAGGCUACGCCAGAGAUUAUCAGGGACAGUGUAUUCCUCAGUGCUAUCCUUCGUGCGGACCGGCAAGUCGAUGUGUAUCGCCGAAUGUUUGCGAUCCUCCAGUCCGCCCACAACCACGUCAACCCUAUCAGCCUGAUCAGACGUUCUACCAACCAACUCAACCUCAUAAUCUGUACCCCUUACUCCCUCAGAAUCUGAAUGGUACUGAUCCUUUACCUCAAGGCGUUCCACAAUGCGCUCAACCCUGUUUGAACGGAUUCUGUAUCGGAAAUAACAAGUGUAGCUGCAAUGCUGGAUAUGUGCCGGAUCAGAGCGAUCCUAGUGGAUUCAUGUGCAUUCCUAGCUGCCCCGGCGGGUGCCCCAAUGGAGUAUGUUCAGCACCCAACUUCUGUAUCUGUAACAUCGGCUACAUCAAGGACCGCAGCGUGAAGGGUCGCGCUGUCUGUAUUAGACGCGAAAAGAGAAGCUUAAACGUAGCCGAGCUCCUCGUUUAUAUGAUCCCUGAUAACGCAUACUAAGAUUUUGUAAUGGUAUUCGAAAUUCUUUAGUAUUUUUUUUUAAUAAAAAUAACUUUCUGUA